This is a messenger RNA of Lineus longissimus, 845 nucleotides long. Its product is annotated as keratin-associated protein 10-1-like. The record is from RefSeq and is a predicted model, not a curated record. NCBI's taxonomy places the organism in Eukaryota, Metazoa, Nemertea, Pilidiophora, Heteronemertea, Lineidae. The transcript is spliced from 7 exons. The coding region runs from base 108 to 743 and encodes 211 amino acids.
GAUGUUGUCGGAGUUGCGGUGAUAAAUCAACCCUGAUCAACAAUAGCAGCUCACAUUCAGACAAGAUCGGAUAACCUGAUCACCACAGACAAUCCUUCGUACCAAUCAUGAUGUCGCUUGGUUUCUUGGUGGUUGUACUUUUUGCUUUCGUUGUCGCCGCAAAUGCCGAAUGCAAGAAGCCGGUAUGCAUUUCGACUAAGGAGGCUUGCCCUGGAAAGAGGGAGAACGUGUAUACGACGAACGCUGAUGGGUGUCAGUCCUGCAGAAGCGUCUGCGUGCCAAAAUGCAAGGAGCCGGUAUGCAUUUCGACUAAGGAGGCUUGCCCAGGAAAGAGGGAGAACGUGUAUACGACGAACGCUGAUGGGUGUCAGUCCUGCAGAAGCGUCUGCGUGCCAAAAUGCAAGGAGCCGGUAUGCAUUUCGACUAAGGAGGCUUGCCCUGGAAAGAGGGAGAACGUGUAUACGACGAACGCUGAUGGGUGUCAGUCCUGCAGAAGCGUCUGCGUGCCAAAAUGCAAGGAGCCGGUAUGCAUUUCGACUAAGGAGGCUUGCCCUGGAAAGAGGGAGAACGUGUAUACGACGAACGCUGAUGGGUGUCAGUCCUGCAGAAGCGUCUGCGUGCCAAAAUGCAAGAAGCCGGUAUGCAAGAUUUACUUGAUUGGUUGCGGUGGUGGAGCGAGGAAGAACGUGUAUACGAAGAACGCCGAUGGGUGUCUGUCCUGCAUAAACACCUGCGCGCGAUGACCACAUGGCGGGGCCACGAUUUCUUACACAAGUCGAAGACCACCAUUCAUUUCGCCAAUUCAAAGGAGGACAACUAUCUUGCAUUAAAAGAAAUCAAGAAAU